Chenopodium quinoa (quinoa) is the source of this 2360-nucleotide messenger RNA. RefSeq names its product DEAD-box ATP-dependent RNA helicase 57-like. Gene Ontology annotation, biological process: maturation of SSU-rRNA. Gene Ontology annotation, molecular function: nucleic acid binding; ATP binding; RNA helicase activity. NCBI's taxonomy places the organism in Eukaryota, Viridiplantae, Streptophyta, Magnoliopsida, Caryophyllales, Amaranthaceae. The transcript has 13 exons. The record is from RefSeq and is a predicted model, not a curated record. Bases 508 to 2091 code for a protein of 527 amino acids.
AGGCCUUUAUAAAGAAAAAAAAAGCAAACCGGUCUAAAGAGGUCCAAACUUGAAUUUACAGGUCUGGAUCGGAACCGCAACGACAAAUUGAGGUCCAUUACCGGUCCGCAUAAAUCGGUCCAAACCGGUUCAGAUCCGAUGCGAUCCAGAUCUGGACCGGUGUUCACCCCUAACUCCGACCACAUGUAAAACUUUGUGAUUGCUGUAUAUAAACUUUACAAAAAAGUAAAAACGUUUCUUUCAAAAAAAAAAUAAAAAUAAAAAACAUAAUAAAGGGAGUACCUAAAUUUUAAUUAAACCAUCCAAAAAAAAAAAAAAAAAAAAAAAAAUUUUUGAACCAAACACUAAACGCUUAAACCCUAGUAAUAUUUUCUCCAACCAGAAGUUUGGUUUUCCUCCUGUCCAUCUUUGCUCUUCCAGAGGAGAUAACAAAUUUAAUUUUGCGGUUUUUAGUGUUUUAAUUGUUUAUCAAAUUGGAGAAGAAUAUAAAUUUGAGGUUAGAUUACAAUGGAAGAUACCUCCUUCCUAUUUGCAGGCCUUAAAUUCGACAAAAAAAAGUUUGCCAAAGAUUUCCAGAAGUUCAAGGGGUAUAAAGAAAACAAAGCUUUGGAAGUGGAUCUGGAUUUUGUCGACGAUGCUAAAAUUGAAGCAGAAGUAGGAAAAAAGUCCAUUAGGAAGAGGAGAAGAAAGGGCACUACUGAAGGAUCAGUGGAGGGAUUUAGUGUCUUUAAUAAGAGUGCCAGUGCAGUUAAUGAAACUGAACUAAAUGACGAGGAAGAGGAGAAGCCUUCUGAAAAGAAGGAAUUUUUCCGGCAGCUUCAGCGUGAUGCACUUCUGCGGAAAGAUCAUAAAAUUCAUAUUUCUGGGAGUAAUGUCCCAUCUCCUCUCCAAAGCUUUCAGGAGCUUAGUACUAGAUACGGAUGCAAACCCUAUUUGCUACGAAAUUUAGCGGAACUCGGAUACAAGGAGCCAACCCCAAUUCAAAGGCAGGCUAUUCCAGUCCUUCUAUCUGGACGUGAAUGUUUUGCUUGUGCUCCCACUGGCUCUGGAAAAACUUUGGCAUUCAUUUGUCCUAUAUUAAUGAAACUUAAGCAUGGGUUAAAAGAUCGUGUUCGUGCUGUUGUUCUUUGCCCUACUCGUGAACUAGCAGCUCAGACGGCUAGAGAAAGCAAGAAACUUGCUCAAGGAAAGAACUUUUAUAUAAACUUAAUGACUAAAGAGCUUUCCAGAAGUGCUGAUUUCUCAAAAGUGCCUUGUGAUAUACUUAUAUCAACGCCACUUCGCUUAGAAUUUGCAAUUCGCAAAAGGAAGCUUGAUUUAAGCAGGGUUGAGUUCCUUGUUCUUGAUGAAUCUGAUCAGCUGUUUGAGCUUGGUUUUAUGAAGCAGAUUGAUUUUGUUGUUAAAGCCUGCUCAAAUCCCUCAGUGAUUAGAAUGCUGUUUAGUGCGACUUUACCUGACACUGUUGAAGACCUUGCACGGACAUUGAUGCAUGAUGCUGUGCGGAUAAUUGUUGGCAGGAAGAACACAGCUUCUCCAUCAGUAAAGCAAAAGUUAGUUUUUGCUGGAAGUGAAGAAGGGAAAUUUCUUGCUUUGCGUCAAAUUUUUGCCGAGAGUCUAAAUCCACCAGUCUUAAUCUUUGUGCAUAGUAUGGAACGUGCUAAAGAGCUUUGUAGAGAACUGGCGUGUACUGAUAUCAAAGUGGAUGCUAUCCAUAGUGAUUUGCAAGAAGCACAGCGGGAGAAUGCUGUUGAUAAUUUCAGGGCUGGUAAAACUUGGGUUUUGAUUGCCACUGACGUCGUUGCUCGUGGUAUGGAUUUCAAAGGUCUCAACUGCGUGAUUAAUUAUGAUUUUCCAGAGUCAGCUGCUGCUUACAUCCAUAGAAUUGGUCGAGCUGGUAGAGCUGGGAGAGAAGGAGAAGCCAUUACCUUUUAUACAGAAGUAGAUGUACCAUAUUUGCGCAAUUUAGCGAAUAUUAUGUUAGAGUCUGGGAGUGAGGUACCAUCUUGGGUUAUGUCCAAACCCAAAGCCAAAUGGAAGAAGCAUCGCCCGGUUAGAAAUUCUAUAUUUUGUGGUCCUGCUGAUGGGAAAUAGUGGAUGGUAAUUUAGCAAAAGAUGUAGGAAGUCUUCAUGUAAUUUUAAUUUUUUGUUUCUGUUUUCUCCUGAGUCCUACACUCCAAUUUUGUCGAGAAUGCUAACAUGUAUUCUGUUUCCUAUCUCUUUUAGGAAAUUUUAGGAAAUAUUAGAAGGUUUGUUUCGCUAUAUUUGUAACUUUGUAAGAUUUUCGUAGUUCAAAUUAGAUUGCGUGACUAUGGUUUUUAGUUGCUCUAUGACUAUAUGUUCCAACAUGUUUUAUUUUGUUA